Molecule: messenger RNA, 3480 nt
Organism: Rubroshorea leprosula
Lineage: Eukaryota; Viridiplantae; Streptophyta; Magnoliopsida; Malvales; Dipterocarpaceae
Source: the annotation of a GenBank genome assembly
CUUUCUUCCUCAUCAUCUCAGCUAAUUGUUCUCGAGUCUCAAAAACAGCUUCUCGUUUUCCUCUCUGAAUUCUCGUGUUUGCCCAGCGUGGUUUGGCAUUUGAGAUCUGAAUUCAGUUGCUUGCUCGAUCUUUCUCUGUCUCCAAGCAUGAUACUUGACUUUUUCAAGGACUACAUCCUCCCCUUUGUUAUGGGGGCGAUACUUGACCCUGUCAUCAACUUCAUCCUCUCCCCUGUUAUAGAGGCGAUACUUGACUUUGUCACCAACUCCAUCCUCCCCCCUGUUAUAGAGGCAUUGGAUUGCGAAGUGAUUUCACGUGCUUAUGGAUGCUGGACAGCUUCAGAUUCUUCUAAUCACGAGGUGCAGCUGAUGAGCCUUAGAGACUCCCUCAAGAUUCUCCAGUCUAUGACCAAUGAUGCAGAGCGAAGACAGGGAAAAGAAAGUGAUUGCCCUAUAAGGCUCUGGUUACAACAUCGCCAAAUGCUAGCUUUUGAUGUUGAGGAUGUGCUGGAUGAGCGUGAUUAUGAGCAGCUUUGCUGCGAUGUUGAGACUCUUGGGGAGAAGAAGAGAAAAAGGAGUUCAUUCAGUUCCGAUAUUGUUGACAAAAUAAAAGAUAUGAAUGUGCGCUUUGAUGAAUUAAAAGAGCACGCACGUCUACUUAAUCUGGAGUCACACGAAUUUCAUCCAACAGCCAUGCAAUUACCCAAGACUGACUCUGUGCUUGGUGAUUCAAAAGUUUUUGGAAGGGGAGAUGAUAUUGAGAGAAUUCUUGGCAUCCUGGAUGACUUGAGGGAGAAACAAUAUCUAGUGUCUGGAGUUUCAAUAGUUGGCAUGGGGGGCCUUGGAAAGACAACAGUAGCAAGAUCAAUUUACAAGAAGGCAAAGGAAGAAAAGCACUAUGAUCUUAUAGCUUGGGUGUGUGUCUCUGAAGACUUCAAUGAGGAAACAAUUUUGAGAGAGAUGCAUGAACAUUUUAAGGGUGGUGUCCCUCCAAGCAGCAUCAAUGUACUGGUUGAAGGUCUUGCCAAGGAGUUAGAGAAGAAGAAUUUUCUUCUCGUUCUUGAUGACGUGUGGAACAAAGAUAAAUCCAAGUGGAUUGCUUUCAACAGUCGUCUCUCAGGAAUUUUGAGGACAAUGGGGAAUUCCAUUAUGGUGACAACUCAUGAUGAAGAGGUAGCACUUGAGAUGAGGAAAAUGAAUCUUAUGCGAAAUUCUAUGCAAAUUUAUAAAAUGCAGAAGUUAUCAUAUGUUGAGUGCUGGUCAAUAAUUGAAAAGACGGUUCUCGAACUAUCGGGACUACAAUCAAUUUCUCCUAAUUUGAAAGAUAUUGGGGUGGAUAUUGCCAAAAAGUGUGGGGGCUUGCCAUUGAUAGCAGCUGUCAUGGGAGGAACACUGAGCUCUGAAAUUCAAAAAGGUGCGUGGGAGGCUAUCAGAGAUAAUGAUGCAUGGAAUUUGGAUUCAAAAGAUGGAAAAUGGAUUUUAUCCAUACUAAAAAUCAGUUAUGAUCAUUUGCUUCCACAUUUGAAAAAAUGCUUCUCUUAUUGUUCAAUAUUUCCAAAGGAUUUCAUCAUUGAAAAGGAUUAUUUAGUUCAACUUUGGAUGGCUCAGGGAUUUCUUCACCAACCUAAUGAAAGCUCCACAACAAUGGAAGAAAUUGGUGAUGCUUACUUUAACCAUUUGUUGUCUAAUUCCUUAUUUCAAGAUGUGAGGAGAAAUAUAUAUAGAGAUAUUAUAUCUUGCAAGAUGCAUGACAUAGUGCAUGAUCUAGCAUUGGCUGUUUCAAAAGAUGAAACUUUAAUCUUGAAGUCUGGUUGCAAGAUUGACAAAAAUACUACUAUUCUACAUUUGAGAGUCAAGCAUGAUGGGAGUGGACUUCCAAACAUUCCAACUUAUCUCCAUCAAAGGUUGCGUUCUUUGUUCAUAGAAGAGGAUGCUGAUGUUUUCAAUAAAAUGGCAUCUGAUCUCAAAAGUUUGCGAUCUUUAAAAUUAGUACAAGCUAAGACGGAAGAGUUGUGUCCUGCUCUUGGUGAACUAAAGCAUUUAAGAUACCUUGACAUCUCAAAUGGCAAUUUUAAAGCACUACCAGGAUCCCUUUCCAAGCUCUACCAUUUGCAAACUCUUAGACUAAAAGGCAACCAUGUGGAGGUUCUAGAAGGUUUUCAGCCUCACUCAAACUUGAAAAGUUUAUCCAUUGAUUAUGACAUGGGAAAGAGCUUUCCGCCAUGGAUGAUGAGUGGUGGUGCUACAUUUUUGUCCAAUAACCUGGUGGAGUUGAAAUUAGGUGAUUGGCAUAAUUGUGAACACAUUCCUAGUCUGGGACUUUUGCCUUGUCUCAAGUUUCUUUAUAUUCAUAAUUUUAAAAAUGUAAAAAGAAUGGGUCAUAAGUUUGAUAGUCCAGGAGGAGAAGAAUCAAUCAAACUGUUCCCAGCUUUGAGACAAAUCACGUUAAAAAACAUGGCAAUCUUAGAGGAAUGGGUUGAAGUUGAUGACGAUGAUAUUGCAGCAGGAGGCAAAGUUAAGAUUGUGUUUCCUUCCCUUGAGAGUUUGACAAUUAUAGGUUGUCAUAAGUUGAAAACUUGGUUGAUGGGUGGAUUUUCAUCUCAUCAUAAGUUGUCUUCCUUGGAGAUCUACAACUGUGACAAUCUAAUGGCUAUCCCAAAUUUCAAUGAGCUCUCGUCUCUUAAAAAGUUUGAUAUAUACAGAUGUCAUGCAUUAACUAGUCUGCCGAAUGGGUUAGGCUCCUGUAUUUCUCUUCAGUACUUGUGCAUUUCAAGCUGCAUUAAUGUAAGGAGUAUUCCAGAGGAGUGCCUUUUCUACCUCACUAGCUUGAAGAAGUUAAAGAUGGGUCCUUUCUGCAAGGAAUUGGAGGAAUUCCCAGGACUCAAUUACAUUGAUCGGCUGAGCUCCUCCCUUGAAGACUUAUUAUUAGAAGGAUGGGAUAAACUAAAGUCUUUGCCAUAUCAACUUCAAGAUCUCACUGCACUUAGAAAAUUGACUCUUAAAAAAUUCAACAGAGUGGAAGCUUUUCCAGAGAGGUUGGGAAACCUCACUUCUCUUCAACAACUUUACAUUUUUGAAUGCAGAAAUCUAACGCAUCUGUUUCUACUCCAAGCCCUAAAGUCCCUUUAUGAGUUAGAGAUGGGUCCUUUUAGCUCAGAGAUGGAGGAGUUCCCAGGACUUUAUUGCAUCCAUCACCUCUAUGCUUCCUUGAAAUAUUUAAGAUUGAAAGGAUGGGAAAAAUAGAGUUUUUGCCAGAUCAGCUUCAGCAUCUCACUGCCCUUGAGAUAUUGACUCUAGAAGAAUUCAAUGGAGUGAAAGUUUUACCAAACUGGUUAGGAAACCUCUCUUCUCUUCAAUAGCUGCAGAUUGCAAAUUGUCGUAAUCUGACGAGUAUGCCUUCUAUUGAAGCCAUGCAACGCCUCUCCAAUUUAUUAUUUCUUUCUAUAAGUGAAUGUCCCACAUUAAAGGAAAGAUGCACCA